GUGACAAGUAAGCUGGCAUACAGAGAGUAAGGAUCUUGUUAUCUAGGCAAUAGUCCUUAAAAUCCUGGUUAAGGUGGCUCUUAUGGCCGUCCAAGAUGAGUAGCCUGUAUCCCCCUACCUAACGCGCUCUUGUAUGCGCGUCAAAAUGCUUCAACCACUCAAGGCCAAGCGCGUUGUUUGUCCAGCUGUUCUUAGAGACAGAGAGCUUCUAAUUGUAGAUGUGGAUGCGUCCUUUGUAGAUGAUGAAAGGCAGGGUCGCAUAUCCAGCAGCGCAGAUGCUCUGUAUAACUGUAACCCACUCCCAAUCGCCUGGCUGAACAAGCUCAGGUCAAGCGCGUCUCUCAGCGCCUGUGACAACCUUUAUUAACCCUAUCACGCCCAUCUAGAACCUAGUCUUAUUAAAGUUGUGCGCGUUAUUGUUGUAGAUGCUAUACUUAGCCUUAGUACCCUCUACUAGCAUAAACUAUGCGUU
Didymella exigua CBS 183.55 is the source of this 472-nucleotide messenger RNA. RefSeq lists its product as uncharacterized. The record is from RefSeq and is a predicted model, not a curated record. The transcript is spliced from 2 exons. NCBI's taxonomy places the organism in Eukaryota, Fungi, Ascomycota, Dothideomycetes, Pleosporales, Didymellaceae. Bases 146 to 367 code for a protein of 73 amino acids.